AUGAAAGCAAAAACGAAAUUAGGGAUGGAUAUGAAAAGAAGAACGAGAACGAAAAGGAAGAGACUACUUCCGAUAACGAAACGUGGAGGUAUCCUACCGAUUUUACCAAUGUUAGGUGCGCUCGGAUCUUUGAUUGGUGGAGCGGCGAGCGUAGCAAGAGCUGUGAGCGAUCGCAAGGCCGCUCGACGUCAGUCGGAGGGUCGUGGACUGUAUCUAGCCCCCUACAAACGUGGUGGUAGAAUGCGUAAACCACGAUGUGGUCUCCCUGACAUCUACGAGUACAAUAUAGGUAGACGUAAAUGGGCGAAAACACAUCUCACGUGGAAUUUCCAGCUAGCGGAUCCACAAACCUUGCAAACUACCGAAUUCGCGUUCUCGCUAUGGGCAGCUAAUUCAUCUUUAUCGUUCGAACGUAAAACGAACCUGGUGAAACCUAGUUCGUUAGGACCUGGUGGAGUACUCGCUCACGCGUUCUAUCCUCCUACCAUUAACAAUUACAGCAGUGAAAUACACAUAGAUAGUGCAGAACCGUGGCAUAUAUAUCUAACUGACAAAUCUGCUAGUAGUAACAAGGACUAUCUGCUUAACACGUUAAUACAUGAAAUUGGACACUCAUUAGGAUUACCACACAGUUCGCGUGAAGAAUCCAUAAUGUUCACAGUUGUCACUGCUAGGAAUAAUAAUAAAAUUGCUAAACUCAACAUAGAAGACAUUUUAGCCAUUCAACAACUUUAUGCAAUUAAAAAUCCAAAACCAACAACAACAACAACCACACAACCACCAACUACUGAAAUUACAACAAAUACACCCACGUACAUAGAUCUCUCUACUUUACAAUAUGUGGAUACGGUGUUGGUAUUACAUCAUCGAAUAUUCGUCACGUAUCAACGCUACGUAUGGUCGAUAGAUAUAAAUGAUGCAAAAUACGAUGGACCACACAUACUAAACAGUUAUAUGGAUUUCCUUCCGAAUAAUUUCUCCUUAUCAGCAGCAUAUCAAAGGCCUUCGGGUGAAUUAGUACUGUUCAUACACGAUGUAAUUUACUUGGUUGAGUAUCCCAGUUUCAAAUUAAAAGAAGGCUGGCCAAAACGUCUCUCCAGUCUAGGAUUUCCCCCGAACAUUUUCAUCAAUACCGUAGUAAAUACUAACAGAGGACAAACCUAUGUGAUCUUCAAUAAUAACGAUGUGGCGCAAAUAGAUGAAUGCAAUAUGAGUGUUCGUUCAUAUCACUCGUUACAAGCGGUAUUUCCGGGAAUACCGUCAGCUCCCACCUUACAUAUAGUUUAA
Molecule: messenger RNA, 1287 nt
Organism: Trachymyrmex cornetzi
Lineage: Eukaryota; Metazoa; Arthropoda; Insecta; Hymenoptera; Formicidae
Product: matrix metalloproteinase-2
Exons: 3
Coding region: 1-1287 (428 amino acids)
Biological process (GO): collagen catabolic process; proteolysis; extracellular matrix organization
Cellular component (GO): extracellular matrix
Molecular function (GO): zinc ion binding; metalloendopeptidase activity
Source: RefSeq, a predicted model, not a curated record